AAAUUUCUUCCUUUAUUUAUAUUUACAUUUUGAUGUGAUUGUUGUGCUUUUACUUUUAUUUCAAUUUUAUUUGAAAUUAAUUUUCGAAAACAUGAACUUCAGUGGACAUUUUUUCGAAAAUAUGAAAUAAUGAAUUGUUUUUGUUGAUUGAUCAGACAUCUCUGAAGACUUGAAAUAUUUGUGAUAAUGGUGGAAGGCAACGUUACAAAAUUAUUGGAUGGAUUAUCAGUCGAAGACAACGACGAUUUGUGUGAUUUCACCUUAGCUGAUCAGAAUGAAGUCGUUGCUGCCAAAGGAAUCACCCCUAGUACACCGUCCGAUUACACCCCCAUCACGAAAAGCACCGUUACGUACAUCGUCCUGGCCAUAUUAAUAAACGAAGAUGAUGAAUUCUUAAUGAUGCAAGAAGCGAAAAGUAGCUGUGCGGGGCAAUGGUAUUUGCCUGCAGGGCGUAUUGAACCUGGUGAAAAUAUCUUGGAAGGCGUUAAACGAGAGGUAUUAGAAGAAACAGGUCUUGAAAUGGAACCUACCACUUUACUAGGAGUGGAGUGCGCCAGCAAAGCGUGGUUCAGAUUCGUAAUGACCGGUAACGUUGUCGGAGGCAGAUUAAAAACACCAGCUGAUGCUGAUUCCGAAUCUUUGCAAGCCAAAUGGAUUAAAAAUAUUAGCGAAGUGAAUCUGCGAGCUAACGAUAUUUUUCCAAUAAUUGAACGAGGAGUUGCGUAUCAUCAGUAUUUGAAAACAUUACAAACUGCUCCGGCCUCGUCACCUAUUUGGCAUCCGAAUGUUCUGCCUGUGGUCAGAGAACAUAAAAAAUUAUUGCUACGAUUGGUAGUUUGUGUGAAACAAAAAAGCAGCAAUAAAAUUCACGUUUUGGUUUCGGAAAAAACCGAAGCUCAUCUACCAUUAUGUGAAAUUAAUCACAUGAAGAAUCUUCAUUCGACUUUACGUAAAUUCAUGGUGGAAAUUUUUGGUGCUGACGUACCAGCUCAUAAACCUCAUGGUAUACUAAACGUAGAACAUGAUGGAAAACCUACUGGUAAACACGAUGGAUUCUGUAUGACAAUUUUGGUAUCUUUUCGAGUACCCCUCGAAGAAGUAUAUCCAAUUGAUAAAUAUUCAUGGGUAGCUGUAUCAAAAGAUAUUGGCGAACGUUUGAUAUCAAGGUUACCUCGCAAUUUGACCGUACCAUUGAACGUUAUAAGAUAAUUGGAUCAAUUCAAAUUUUUACUUGAAAUGGUCCAGAAUAUUAUACAAAAGUUCUUGUUUUUUUUCUCUUCGUUUUAUAAUGUUUUUGUUAUUAAUUAUCGAGUCAGCUAAUUUAAAAAAAUGACCGAGCACAAGUUACAUGUAGAAUUCUGUGGGCCUUUUUAAAAUU
This is a messenger RNA of Planococcus citri (citrus mealybug), 1378 nucleotides long. RefSeq names its product 8-oxo-dGDP phosphatase NUDT18. Bases 187 to 1209 code for a protein of 340 amino acids. Gene Ontology annotation, molecular function: magnesium ion binding; 8-oxo-GDP phosphatase activity; 8-oxo-dGDP phosphatase activity. Lineage: Eukaryota; Metazoa; Arthropoda; Insecta; Hemiptera; Pseudococcidae. The transcript has 6 exons. The record is from RefSeq and is a predicted model, not a curated record.